Mercurialis annua (annual mercury) is the source of this 3225-nucleotide messenger RNA. RefSeq names its product alpha,alpha-trehalose-phosphate synthase [UDP-forming] 1-like. The record is from RefSeq and is a predicted model, not a curated record. Gene Ontology annotation, cellular component: cytosol. The coding region runs from base 212 to 2962 and encodes 916 amino acids. NCBI's taxonomy places the organism in Eukaryota, Viridiplantae, Streptophyta, Magnoliopsida, Malpighiales, Euphorbiaceae. Gene Ontology annotation, molecular function: alpha,alpha-trehalose-phosphate synthase (UDP-forming) activity. The transcript has 19 exons. Gene Ontology annotation, biological process: trehalose biosynthetic process.
ACUCUGGCUCCAUACAUAUAAAUUCAGAUUUUUAUCAUCUGCGUGAGUGGCUAGCUGGUUGGCUCUCACUUUCCUAAAAUAUCGGUUAGCCAGCUUUGCUUUCUCGUCUCCUUAUGCACGCCUAAGCAACACGCUUCUCUUAUUUUUAUUUUUAUGCUCUACCGUUACACUCUUCAAAAGAUCUGCAUUUCAACCCGAUUUUCAGGGCUUCAUGUUGAACAAUCAUAUGGCUGGGAACAAUUGUGCUCCAGUUACGCCUAGAACUAGAUUGGAAAGGCUUUUGCGGAAUAGGGAGCUUCGUAAAAUCAACAGGAUUCUGAACUCCAACGAUGAUUUCGGUGAAGGUACUGUUGACGCGGAGCUUGAGGCAGAAAAUAUUGGUCUGCUUCAUGAAGAAACUCUGCUGGAAGGGGUUGAUGGAAGUGAAUGGCCAGAGGGACCUCCUAAACAACGGUUACUGGUGGUCGCCAAUAGGUUGCCGGUCUCUGCAGUGAGGCGGGGCGAGGAUUCGUGGCAGCUUGAAAUAAGUGUAGGGGGGCUAGUCAGUGCACUUCUGGGUGUGAAAGAGUUUGAUGCCAGAUGGAUUGGUUGGGCUGGAGUAAAUGUGCCUGAUGAAAUUGGACAAAGAGCACUAACAAAAGCUCUGGCUGAAAAGAGGUGCAUCCCGGUUUUUCUUGAUGAAGAUAUUGUUCAUCAGUAUUAUAAUGGCUACUGUAACAACAUAUUGUGGCCUCUUUUUCAUUAUCUUGGACUUCCCCAAGAAGAUCGCCUUGCAACAACCCGUAGUUUUCAGUCUCAGUUUGAUGCAUAUAAGAAGGCAAACCAAAUGUUUGCUGAUGUUGUAAACGAGCAUUACGAAGAGGGAGAUGUUGUAUGGUGUCAUGAUUACCACCUAAUGUUUCUUCCCAAAUGUCUCAAAGAACAUAAUAAUAACAUGAAAGUUGGUUGGUUUCUCCACACACCUUUUCCUUCCUCUGAAAUACAUAGGAUGUUGCCAUCCCGCUCAGAGUUGCUGAGAUCCGUUCUUGCUGCUGAUCUAGUUGGAUUCCACACAUAUGAUUAUGCAAGGCAUUUUGUAAGUGCAUGUACCCGUAUCCUUGGACUUGAGGGUACACCUGAAGGAGUAGAGGAUCAAGGAAAACUGACUCGUGUGGCUGCGUUUCCUAUUGGGAUAGACUCCGAGCGGUUCAUUCGAGCACUUGAACUCCCUCAGGUUCAGGAACACAUGAAAGAAUUGAAGGAAAGAUUUGCAGGCAGGAAGGUAAUGUUAGGCGUCGAUCGUCUUGAUAUGAUCAAAGGAAUUCCGCAGAAGAUUUUGGCAUUCGAAGAGUUCCUUGAGCAAAACCCGGAGUGGCGUGAUAAAGUAGUAUUGCUGCAAAUAGCUGUGCCAACGAGAACAGAUGUUCCAGAAUAUCAGAAACUCACGAGCCAGGUUCAUGAGAUUGUUGGUCGAAUAAAUGGGAGAUUUGGAACUCUUACUGCCGUUCCAAUACAUCACCUGGAUCGAUCUCUUGACUUUCAUGCAUUAUGCGCGCUAUAUGCUGUAACUGAUGUGGCACUUGUUACGUCUUUAAGGGAUGGAAUGAAUCUUGUCAGCUAUGAGUUUGUUGCCUGCCAAGCUUUCAAGAAAGGGGUCCUCAUACUAAGUGAGUUUGCAGGAGCAGCACAAUCUCUUGGUGCUGGUGCUCUAUUGGUGAACCCAUGGAAUAUCAGUGAAGUUGCUGCUUCAAUUGGUUAUGCUUUGAAUAUGCCAGCAGAUGAAAGAGAAAAAAGACAUAACCAUAACUUCAGGCAUGUGACAACUCACACAUCCCAAGAGUGGGCUGCAACAUUUGUAAGUGAGCUCAAUGAUACCAUUGUGGAAGCUCAAUUAAGGACAAGACAAGUUCUACCCUUGCUUCCAGUCCAAGUCGCAAUUGAACGAUAUUUGGAAUCCAACAAUCGUUUGCUUAUUCUGGGGUUCAAUGCAACUUUAACCGAACCAGUGGAUGCUUUAGGUAGAAGGGGUGGUCAAAUUAGAGAACUGGAGCCUAGAUUGCACCCGGAGUUAAAAGAACCAUUUAAGAAACUCUGUGCUGACAAAAAGACAACUAUUGUUGUCCUCAGUGGAAGUGAUAGAACCAUUCUGGAUGAAAACUUUGGGGAGUACAACAUGUGGUUGGCAGCAGAAAAUGGGAUGUUUCUACGUCUUACAACUGGAGAGUGGAUGACAACAAUGCCAGAAAACCUCAAUAUGGAUUGGGUCGACAGUGUUAAGCAUGUUUUCGAGUAUUUUACAGAAAGAACACCUCGUUCUCAUUUUGAGCUUCGUGAAACUUCUCUUGUAUGGAAUUACAAGUAUGCAGGCAUAAAUGAAUAUGUUGAUUUUGGAAGGAUACAAGCUAGGGACAUGUUGCAGCAUCUCUGGACAGGUCCGAUCUCAAAUGCAGCUGUUGAUGUUGUUCAAGGUGGUCGUUCUGUUGAGGUUCGAGCAGUUGGUGUUACAAAGGGUGCAGCAAUCGAUCGUAUUUUAGGAGAAAUCGUUCAUAACCAAGGCAUGAAGGCACCCAUUGAUUAUGUGCUCUGUGUUGGCCACUUUCUGACAAAGGAUGAAGAUAUCUACACAUUUUUCGAGCCAGAGCUUCCUGCUGAAUUACCUACUAUAGCACGAUCCAGAUCACCAGACCAUUUUGUUUCUCCAGUGCCAAAAAUUCCCUGCAGCAAAACCCGUUCCAAGGCUCACCUUAGAAAACAGCGCUCCUUGCCGACUCUCGAGAAUAGCAGUUUCGUUAAUGCUGCUUGGCGACCUAUUGUCCGAGAGAGAAUUUCGAUGCACGAGGGUUCUUCUGUACUUGAUCUCAAGGGAGAGAACUAUUUCUCCUGUGCUGUUUCACGAAAACGAUCAAAUGCUCGGUAUCUCCUUGCGACUCCAGAUGAUGUUGUCACACUCUUGAAGGACCUAGCGGAUUCGUCAUCGUUAUAAGUCCGAGUUCAGUCUGGCUGGUCUUUAGCAUUGCUCUAAUCCAGAAUUCUGAGAUCUUAACAUCCUAAUAAGGAGCUAGAGGUUGGUACGUUGUGGCUAAAUUGCAAAUGUACCUUUUUUUGUGUGCAUAUAGAACCUUGUUCCUACAGCUUCUUUUAGGCAUAUGGUUUCAUUUUUUACGGUAUCCGGAGAUGUACAUGAUGAGAAAAACUUCUGUCAUUCUUCAAAAUUACAAUUUUAGUGGAGCAGAUAAUUUCGGAUUA